Ixodes scapularis (black-legged tick) is the source of this 738-nucleotide messenger RNA. RefSeq lists its product as uncharacterized. Lineage: Eukaryota; Metazoa; Arthropoda; Arachnida; Ixodida; Ixodidae. The record is from RefSeq and is a predicted model, not a curated record. The coding region runs from base 1 to 738 and encodes 245 amino acids. The transcript has a single exon.
AUGACCAAAAAGCAGCCUACCACCAUAAAGGAGUUGGCAAAGUUCUUGUCAGAGCUUUCUACAAAGUUAGACGUAAUAGACACCAACGUGAACAAAGGACCAUUGGGAAUGUCACAAUCUAUGACCUUCAUGAACAAGGGAUUCAAUAAGUUUAAGGCAACAAUGGCUAGUGUCACAAAAGAAAUAAACCAGCUAAAAGCCGAGCUACAACAGCUGAAAAAAGAAAACCAAGAUCUUCCCAAAGAGCUCGAAGACACGAAGCGCAACCUUGUGAAGAUGAAGCACUACUGUCAUGGAAACCUAAAAACUAAAGGCAUUCCACAUAGCCCUCAUGAGAAUCCUGCCGAGAUGAUCACCGCAAUCGGAGGCGCAAUAGGCGUUGAGAUUGCAAGCACAGACAUUGACGUUAAUCGUCGAAUGCCCACAAAGAACCAGGCGAAACCAAAUGUGAUUGUACGGUUUCUCUCCCACAACGUCCGUGAUAAAGUCCUAAUGUCCGCGAAACAAUGCAGGCCGACGUCAGAUGCUGGUUUCGAACAUUCAGAACCAGUGUACGAAAAUGAACAUCUAUGCCCGGAGAACAAAUUGUUGCUUGGGAAAGUCACCGAGAAAAAGAAGGCCAAUAACUGGGAAUUUCUGUGGGUGUCUCAAGGAAAAAUACUAAUGAAGAAAGCCGAAAACUCCGGUGUAGUACAAAUCAUCAGUGAAGCUGAUCUUGCUGAUUGUGUAACUGACUAA